GCCUCCUCUGCUUCUCCGUCUGCCCCGUGGGUGCUGUGCACCCUGAAGAUGGCGGCCGUGGCGGGAAGGUUGCUCCGGACUUCGCUUGUCCGACACGUGAGUGCCAUUCCUUGGGGCAUUUCUGCCUCUGCAGCCCUUAGGCCUGCUGCUUCUCGAAGAACGUGCUUGACAAAUGCAUUGUGGUCUGGUUCUGCUCAAGCAAAAUUCGCCUUUAGCACCAGUUCCUCAUGCCAUGCCCCUGCCGUCACGCAGCACGCGCCCUAUUUUAAGGGUACAGCUGUUGUCAAUGGAGAGUUCAAAGAAAUAAGCCUUGAUGACUUUAAGGGGAAAUAUUUAGUGUUCUUCUUCUAUCCUUUGGAUUUCACCUUUGUGUGUCCUACAGAAAUUAUUGCUUUCAGUGACAAAGCCAAUGAAUUUCACGAUGUGAACUGUGAAGUCGUUGCAGUGUCAGUGGAUUCCCACUUCACCCACCUGGCCUGGAUAAACACACCAAGGAAGAAUGGCGGUUUGGGCCACAUGCACAUCACACUCUUGUCAGAUUUGACCAAACAGAUUUCCCGAGACUACGGUGUGCUGUUAGAAGGUCCCGGCCUUGCACUACGAGGUCUCUUCAUAAUUGACCCCAACGGAGUCAUCAAGCAUUUGAGCGUCAAUGAUCUCCCAGUGGGCCGAAGCGUGGAAGAGACCCUCCGCUUGGUGAAGGCAUUCCAGUUUGUAGAAACCCAUGGAGAAGUCUGCCCAGCCAACUGGACACCAGAUUCUCCUACAAUCAAGCCCCAUCCGACUGCUUCCAAAGAAUACUUUGAGAAGGUAAAUCAGUAGACCACCCAUGUGCACCUGCAGCUUCCCACACCAGAAAAGAACCACAGCUGGAACUCGCUUUUAGCAUUUCAAAGAUUAUUAUUUAUAGACGGCAAAAAAACAAUUAUGCUUGUAUUCGUAAAUAUUACUCUAAACGUUUUGUUUUUGUAACAUUGGCCAAGGCUUUUAAAAUGUGGUUAGUUACUAACGUAAGGAGUCCUUUAUUGAGUGUAUGGAUGGAUGGCUAGUUGCUAUAGAAUGUGCAGUUCCCCUGUUUCUUGGAUCAUGUCUUCAAAGGGAAAAGGAAACAACUCUUCUUUAUCAGCCUUACUUGAACCUUUGUGUACACCAGAGUAGUACGACAGGCAUCAAAAGCUUCUGAUCAAGGGUCCUGAAAUUUUCUUCUUGAGUUUCUUUGUAUUAAACUGAAUUUUCUUUUAAGAUCAUGGUUUUAAGUUGUUAGCAUCAAUGGUCUAAUUUAACACUUGCAGGACUUCCCUGGUGGUCCAGUGGUUAAGACUCUGUGCUUCCAAUGCAGGGGGCGCGGGUUUGAUCCCUGGUCAGGGAACCAAGAUCCCACAUAACAUGCAGUGCGGCCAAAAAAAAAAAAAAAAAAAAAACACUUGCAAUGAAUGUGUAUGUGAUUGAAGCAGAUGUGAAUCAUGUUUUUUAAAAAACCACCGACAGUGGCCAAGUGACUUAACUGAUCAUGUAUGUUCCCCAGUCCUGAGAUUUAUACUUUAUAUAGUUAUUUUACUUAUUUUGUUAGCUGACUUAGUGCCUACAUACAUUUCUAAUAUUGAUUGGGCAUAAUUAUAAAGGAUAAUUAUUGAAUCCAGGGAUUGCAUUUUGAAUUUGAAUCAUUCAUGCAUUUGAAUCAUUGUAAUUAUUUUCUUUCCUGAAGUGUUCAGUGUAAAAAAUGUAAUAAAAAAUAAACAUUUUAAAAUA
This is a messenger RNA of Balaenoptera musculus (blue whale), 1749 nucleotides long. It is a transcript of the gene PRDX3, whose product is annotated as peroxiredoxin 3. The transcript is spliced from 7 exons. NCBI's taxonomy places the organism in Eukaryota, Metazoa, Chordata, Mammalia, Artiodactyla, Balaenopteridae. Gene Ontology annotation, molecular function: thioredoxin peroxidase activity. Gene Ontology annotation, cellular component: cytosol; mitochondrion. The coding region runs from base 49 to 822 and encodes 257 amino acids. Gene Ontology annotation, biological process: response to oxidative stress; hydrogen peroxide catabolic process; cell redox homeostasis. The record is from RefSeq and is a predicted model, not a curated record.